Physella acuta is the source of this 1809-nucleotide messenger RNA. RefSeq names its product C-signal. NCBI's taxonomy places the organism in Eukaryota, Metazoa, Mollusca, Gastropoda, Physidae. Gene Ontology annotation, molecular function: oxidoreductase activity. Gene Ontology annotation, cellular component: cytoplasm. The record is from RefSeq and is a predicted model, not a curated record.
UAGUAGUCAAAGUCUAGUCUAGUUCACUUUGGAAUCUGCGCGUUGAUUUUUCACAACUCAAAACUUAAAUUUAAAGCGCUUUGCACUCCCGUCUUUAAAAGUUAAAAUGCCGUUGUCACCAAGGACAGUGUUGAUAACCGGAGCAUCUCGUGGACUGGGACUAGAAUUUGUCAAACAGUUCUUAAAUUUACCAACACCUCCAGAAAAGGUGGUUGCUGCAUGCAGAAAUCCUUCGACAGCUACAGAAUUACGGAAAGUUGCUGCAGAAAAUGCCGCAGUGAAAGUAAUAAAAUUGGACGUUGAAAAUGAUGGAGAAAUAGAUACAGCAUUUAAAGAGACAGAAGCAGUUUUAGGGGAUAAAGGUCUUAAUUUGCUGAUCAAUAAUGCUGGAAUUUUAGACAGAAGUACUGAAGGAAACUUGAAAGACACCACCAGAGAUAACAUGCAGAGACACUUCAGCAUUAAUGCCACAAGUCCAAUAAUGAUUGUGCAGAGGUUUCUACCGCUUCUUAUUAAAGCCGCAGCUCAGGAAAAGUCACAAGAGCUUAGUGCUAGCAGGGCAGGAGUGGUUAUGAUUUCUGCACUAUUGGGAUCACAAGAUUUCAUAUUUAAAAAUGGCUACGGAGCAUGGAUCCCAUACAAGUGUUCAAAAACUGCUUUAAACAUGGCAACCAUCAUGAUAAGCAGAGAACUAAAAGAUUCUGGCAUUCUUGUUACUGCCAUCCACCCUGGCUGGGUGCGUACCGACAUGGGCACUGAGGCGGCUCCCAUUGGUAAGGAGGAAAGUGUCGCUGAUUGUCUCAAAGUUAUUGGAGAGGCCGGACUGAAAACACAUGGGAAACUGGUUGAUUUCAAGGGAAACAUUAUUAAAUUCUAAAUCAUGUUGUUUUUGUUAUUGAAAAAUGUGAUCUUGUUCAGGCAGAAAUGUUUCUGAAAUGCAAAGUAGGUAAAGAAAAAAAAUGUCUGUAUAUUUGUCUGAACAGUAAUAUUUUUUUCAUAAUAGACAUGAUAUUGUCAAAUAUGUCUUGAUAAUUUAAUAUUCAUGUGCCUUUACAAGGGCUAGUGCCCUAUAUGCAUGUUUUCAGUUUUAUACUUUUUCUCUACGUUACUAUAAGUUUCGGCAAGUGUCUAAUAAUUUUGGAAAUUUUACUAUUCGAUUGUACAGCAUUUAAGCAUCAACCUGUUUUGAAUACUUUCAAGAAACAUAAGUAUUUUUUUUUUAAGUAGUUGAGCUUAAAGUAAGGAAGUCAACAUAGGCCGAACAGCUGGAUCACACAGCAGUUUCUUCUUUCACCUUGUAUAAAAUUAGUAACUAAUAAGAAUUAAUAUGUUACUUCUGUGUAAUUAUUUUGUCACUGUUUAUAAAAGACCAAAAAUGUUCACAAUUCAAGCUUGAGGAAGAUUCUAUGAGACAUUUACACUUUCUUUGAAAGAUUUUGUAGCAAAUAUUUUUUUAAUGGACUAUUGUUUGUACUUCUACUUCUUAGUUUAAUGCUUUUCAUUUAUAUAAUAUUUAUUGUAAUUAUGUUUCCAUGGCUUUAAGCAAUAAUGUGAUGGGUUCACUGAAAUGUAUUAUGAUAAAAGCGGCAUUAUAAAAACUUUAUGUAAAUUAUUUUUCUAGUCUAUUUUUUAUAUGAGAUUUAUUAUAUUAUAAAUUUCACUGAAUUUUGUGUGUGUCAAAAUUGAUUUUGUAAGUCAUUUUUAGCUAAGAUUUCUCAGUAUUUGUUCAUUUAUAAUUAAUUGAUCUAUCCUGUAUUUUUAAAUAUUUUAAAGCUUAUUUGGACAUGAAAAAAAACAAUACAAAGAUAA